UUUUCCUUCUUUCAAUCAUCAUAGACUUAUACAGAGCAAAAUGUCUCCUUCGAUACCCGACGAAUCGCAAGAACAGCCUGAGCCAUAUCUAGAUCAGCAUCUGCUGAGAACAGAAACAAGAGAAAGUUUGCGCAACCUAGGAAUAUCAGAGAAGGCACCUCCUACCGAUAUCAAUUAUCCAGAGGCCGGACGUCAUGGAGACCCUGUCUUCCCCGAGGAAUAUGUUCUCGAGACAAACACUGGUCUCGUGCCGCAGCGAACCGUAGAACAGAUGCGAUCCCGCGCCUCACGAACGAGUACCCCCAAUGAGUCGAGCGAAAGCGACGUCGAAAAGGGCAAACCUGACCCAGCCGAGUUUGUGACAUUUACGAUCGGCGACCCUGAAAAUCCCUACAAUUGGUCUCGAGUGUAUCGAUGGUACAUAACGAUGGUUGCUUCGGCCCUUGUGGUCUGCAUUGCCUACGGUUCAUCCAUCGUGACCGGUGGACUGGGUCUAAUCCAGGAAAAAUACAAUGUCUCGCUCGAGGUUGCAAUCUUAACCUGCUCUAUCAUGGUCUGUGGAUUCGCAGUCGGCCCUCUCCUCUGGUCGCCCCUGUCCGAAAUCAUCGGUCGACGACCAGUAUACAUCAUCUCGUUAGCGCUUUACGUGAUCUUCAACAUCCCCUGCGCAUUGUCCCCUAAUAUCGGCGGUGUCCUCGUCUGUCGCUUCCUCUGUGGCGUCUUCUCCAGUUCCGGCUUGUCCCUCGCUGGCGGCACUAUCGCCGACAUCUGGAGCAUUGAAGAACGAGGCAUGGCCAUUGCCUACUUCGCCGCCGCACCCUACUGCGGCCCCGUCGUAGGCCCCAUCGUUACCGGCUGGAUCAACGUCGGCACAGGGCGUCUUGACCUAUUCUACUACGUCAACAUCGCCUUCUCCGGCCUGAUCCUCAUCCUAGUCGGCCUCGUCCCCGAGACCUACGCGCCCGUCAUCCUCAAACGCCGCGCCGCCUCCCUCCGCAAAUCCACCGGAAACGAAAACAUCAUCACCGAACAGGAGCAGAACAAGCCCAGCCUCGCCGACAUCGCACGCACAAACCUCAUCCGCCCCAUCAGCAUGAUCAUGACUGAGCCCGUCCUCGACCUCAUGUGCAUGUACAUCGUGCUGAUCUACUCCAUGCUCUACGCCUUCUUCUUCGCCUACCCCGUCAUCUUCGGAAAGCUCUACGGCUACAACGACGGCCAGAUCGGCCUCAUGUUCAUCCCCAUCCUCAUAGGCGCGGGCUUCUCCCUCCUCCUCACCCCCGUCAUCGAGAAGCAGUUCAAAAAUACCUGUAAAUCCCGCGCCCCUACACCCGAAGACAGACUCAUCGGAGCACUGAUCGGCGCGCCUUUCAUCCCCAUCGCGUUCUUUCUCCUCGGCGCGACCUCCUUCAAGCAUAUUAUUUGGGUUGGGCCUGCGUCGUCGGGAAUCGCGUUCGGGUUCGGCAUGGUGCUUUGCUACUACGCGGUCAAUAAUUAUAUCAUCGACUCGUACCAGAAGUAUGCGGCUUCUGCGCUCGCCGCGAAGGUCUUCCUGAGAAGUGGAGGCGGAGCAGCAUUUCCGCUGUUCACGACGCAGAUGUAUGAUCGGUUGGGGCUGCAGUGGGCAUCGUGGUUGUUGGCGUUUAUUGGGGUGGCGAUGGUGUUUAUUCCGUAUGUGUUUUAUUGGUUUGGUGGGAGGUUGAGGGCCAGGUUGACGAAGGAUUAAAGGUCGUUGAUGCUGAGUGAGGGCAUGGGAAGGAGACCUGGUGAAUAGUGAUGGGGAGGGAGGAAAAGUUCGGCUGGAUAUGAUGAUUAAAAAACAUGGAU
Aspergillus steynii IBT 23096 is the source of this 1827-nucleotide messenger RNA. Its product is annotated as MFS transporter. The coding region runs from base 428 to 1726 and encodes 432 amino acids. The record is from RefSeq and is a predicted model, not a curated record. Gene Ontology annotation, cellular component: fungal-type vacuole membrane. NCBI's taxonomy places the organism in Eukaryota, Fungi, Ascomycota, Eurotiomycetes, Eurotiales, Aspergillaceae. The transcript has a single exon. Gene Ontology annotation, biological process: spermine transport; transmembrane transport. Gene Ontology annotation, molecular function: spermine transmembrane transporter activity.